Tachysurus fulvidraco (yellow catfish) is the source of this 5124-nucleotide messenger RNA. It is a transcript of the gene fam184b, whose product is annotated as family with sequence similarity 184 member B. The coding region runs from base 256 to 3678 and encodes 1140 amino acids. The record is from RefSeq and is a predicted model, not a curated record. Lineage: Eukaryota; Metazoa; Chordata; Actinopteri; Siluriformes; Bagridae. The transcript has 19 exons.
UCUCUGGCGCGCACGCCGUUGCUGCGUGUUCUGUACAGCGACGUGGGGCGGGAGAGAGGCAACGUUACACCAAUAGAAUUAGACUUUUAUUCCACCCGGUAUUUGGGGUCAAGCAACGGAGGAUUUGUCAUUGAAUGUUGUUCGCUAUAGUCGCUUUUGAGGGUAAAAUAAGCACGUUGAAAUACAUAGAAAUGGUUUAAGGAGCGCAUUUGUGAUUUGUCAGGAUAUUCUAAAGGAAGCCUUGGCUCCAGGGUUAUGACGUCUAGCUCGUGGAAGAUGAGCCUGCCACCGGAUGCAUGUAACGGGACCGCUGCUGACUUCUCUAGCAUUGAAGAAGAGCUUUACGACUAUCAAAUGCACACCAGAAUGUGCAAGAAAAUCGCGCAGCUUACAAAGGUAAUAUAUUCUCUUAACACCAGGAAUGAGGAACAGGAAGCAACUUUGCAAAUGCUACUGCAUGUUACCACAGACACAGCCGACAACUUUCAGCCAACCACAAGUCAGUAUGUGGAUGGAGAGGAUUCCACAUCUGUCCUUAGGGCUCGUCUCUUAGAGCUACAGGCCACAGUAGAAGAGGUAGAGGCACGGGAACAGAGGGCUGAGGCAGAUCAUGCUGAGCAUAUGGCUGUGCUAACACGAGAAGUUGCAGAUCUGCGCCGAAACUUCCACAGUCUAGAAAAGGAUAGAGACAACCAGUGCCGACUAAUUCAGCAAAUUCAGGAGGAAAAAAAAAGCCUAGAGGAAGAAUGCCAGCACUUACGCCAAGUAGAGGAUAACAGCAGAAAGAGGGAGGAGGAUGCAAAGAGAAAAGAAGAAGAGGACAAGAAGAAAGAGAUGGAACAGAGGAGAGAUUUAGAAGAAAGGAAGAAAGUGGAAGAAGAAUUGGAGAAACAUUUGCUCACAUUAAAAAGUGCACUCAAAUCGCUAGAGAAAGAAAAAGACAGGUUAGAAGAACAGUGGGGGACAGAGAAAGAGGAGUGGAAGAACAGAAUGGAGAUUCUAGAGAAGGAAAGAAGGGAAGAGCAGGAAGCAGCACAAAAAGCUUUACAGCAAAGCCUCAAUGAACACAUAAGCCAGUGGCAGCAGAGAGAGCAAGAGAACUGCAAAUUCCAGAAUUCCUUGUUGCAACAGAGACUGAAGAAAGCAGAGGCCGAGCAACAAAUCCAAGAAGAGAGACUGAUCGAGUGCAAUAGACACAGCAGUAAAUUGCAAGCAAGAAUAGAGGAUCUAGAAGAGCAGCUGGAAAAUUGCCAUCAUCGAGUUGCAGAGGCAGAAAUAAUAAGCAGGAAAGCAGAGGAGGAGCUAGCCGUAGCUAAAGAACGAUUAUUACUACAAGAAAAUGAACUACAAAACAAAUCAGAGGAACUGAUGAACCAAAGCUCCUCUCAAGUGCGGGUGUCUGCUGAAGUGGAGGAACUAAGAUCUCAGCUGAGUCGCCUCAAUAUCAGGAACAAAGAACUGGAACUUCAAAACAGUGGCCGCUCCAAUGAUCAUGCUCGCAUGCUCAAACAGCAUGCAGAUGCUUUGUCUUCCAUGCGCCUGGAGCUGCAGCGCGCUCAUGCUGAGGAGAUUCAACGCCUCCAUCAAGAGGUGGAGAAAGAACGAUCAAAUUACAGACAGGAGUUGGAGGAGGAAAAGAAACGAGUACAAAAAAAUAUGGAGGAAGAAAAGGUCCGCCUUAAAGAAAAACUAAGGAAAGCACUGGAAGAAUUGAUCUGUAAACAUGCCAGCGAGUUGCGCCAAACACAAGCCUCACUGGAAAACGAACGAAAGCAGGCAGAGGAAUACAAAAAGACUGCAGAAGAGGAAAGACAAGGCCGGGAGACAGAGAAAGCUGAAUUACACAAACAACUACAGCUGUCUGCUGUGAAGAUAUGUAAACUGGAGGAAGUGAUACAAGAAUUGGAGGAGGAAAGGGAGCUGGAACAAAAAAGAGAAAAAGAACAAGAAAAAGAGAAGGAAACUGUUGGUUUGGAGCCUUUGAGUGACUCUGAGUUUGAGAGACUUAAUGAAGAACUGAAAAAUACACAGCAUACCAUACAGCAAAUGCAGGUUGACUUUGCUUUGGAGAAAGAACGACUGCAAAUGGAAAUCUCCACUCAUAAACAAGAGAGAAAUGUACUAGAGCAGUCAAACUAUAGUAUGGAGGAGAGAAUAAGGUUGCAGUUUGAGAAGCAACUUUCCGAUCAUGUAGCAGACCUACAGAAAGAGAGAGAGAAGGAGAUCAGGGACAUUAAUCUGCUUUGGCAACACAAGGUUGAGGAAUUACAGACACAGCUGGAGGAAAGAAAAGCACUAUUCCAGAGGAACAAUGAAGAAAGAGAUAUGGAGGACUGUCAUGUUAAUGAAGAAAUGGAAAGAAUGAAACUGGAAAUCCAAAAAACAAUAGAAAUGAACAACUCGCUCACUGCCCAGCUUUAUGCCACAAUUCAGGACAAACAGCAGUUACAGGUUGUACAGGAGGAAGAUGAGGAUGAGGAAGCAGUGAAGGAAAAUGAGUUAAAAGAUGAAAAAAGAGAUGAGAAAGUAUGGCAUCAGCGAGACCAGGAGUUGUUACGGUUAGAGAGACUCAACCACCAGCAUGCCUUACUGGCUCUAGAAAAACAUGCAAGUGAAGAACGACAGGCAGAAAGACAGCACCUUCACACCCAGUACAAGCUACAGUUGGAAAAGCAGAAAGCAGAGUUAACACAACAGCACACUGAAUGGGUCAGGCAGGUCACACAGAGACAUAUGAAGCAGAUAGAAGACCUGCAAAAUGAACUCAAGACACAUACAGAAAUGAUGGCUUUGCAACAGGACCUGAAACAGCAGAACCGACUACAGUCACUUGAGAGGCAGCUGGAUGAGAGGAGCAGUGAGGUACAAGAGCUGAAACGAGAGAAUGAGGAACUAAGAGAGCGAAUGCAUGAACUCAACAAAGAAGGAGAAACCAGCAAGAAGCACAAACAAAAGAGCAGCAGAAGAUCAUCUAAUUCUUGGAAGGAGAAUGGCAAUGAAGACAGAUCUUGGGAUGAGGAAGAGGACAAGAAUGAUGAAACCCGGGUUGAAAUCGAGACCAGGAAAAAUGAAGAGAGAAUGGAAAUAAUGUCUGAUUUCAGCUCAGCCCAAACACAGCUACAUGCCCACAUUGUGGCCUGCGAAACAGAACUAAAAGAGAGGGAGGAGACGGGUAAAAGAAGAGUAGAGGAUCUACACAUCAUUGCUAAAUUACAAGAGAAGCUCAAUGAAAGAGAUCAGCUUAUCAAGAGACUGGUGGAAGAUCUCCAUCAGCUAUCCCAACAUCAUCCUCUUAGCAGUGAUGGGACAGUGAAGUCCUACCACUCCAGAACACAAUCAGGUCUAACACCUACCAUGAAGAGAAAGAUCCUUGAGGAUGUCCCACCAAGUGGGACCAGCAUACCGAGUCUCAGUUCAUUGGAGGGUGCAUCCUCCAAGUCAUCACAACUGUCGAGUCGGGCAGUACCAUCACAGAUACAAACUCCAUUUUCCCCUCAUCCUGAAUCCAAGACUUCUUUUCGACACACUCUCUCUCCCACUCAUGAUCUUCUGCACCAGUUGCAACUCAACAAUAGUCAACACAUACGGGCUCCAUCUGAAAAGAGGGUGAUUGAAGCAGGACCUGAUGGCCAAGACCCCAAAAAGCAAGAGUGGCUCACCAAAUACUUCUCUUUCUGAGCAUACUUGGAUCAUGAUUUGUUUUGAUGCAAAAACAUAAAUCCUCAUAAUUUCAUAUAAAACAAACCACUCUGUAUUUAUUUGUAGGCAUUAUAUUAUUGAAAUGAUGGACAUGUAACUCCCAUGCAAGGUACAGUUUCUGUUCAUAUUUUGAUAUGAAGAAUAUGAUUGUUUUUUGAAUGUAUGCUGCAUGAUUUAAUAAUUAUAAAUGUAAAACCAAAUUUUUCUUAAAAAAAAAAAAAAGAAAAGAAAAAAAAAAAGAUUAAAACCUGGUUCCAAAUUACAGAUAUUUUGGAAUACUGAACGAAAAUGUAUGAUAUCAGCAAAUGUUUAACAAAUGAUUAGAUCACAACACACUGAAGGUCAGAUCAAACCAUUGUUAACGUCAUAACGUAACAUUGACAGUAAAUAUGAAAACCUAUAACUUGGUGAACAGACAGAAAGAAGUUAACUAAAAUGGGUGAGUGGAAAAUAUUAGACUGGCACUUGAAAAAUCAAGAUAAUUUGUAUAUUAAACAUUUAACAGACAAUGAUAAUGAAGUCAGUAUAUACAAUAUGUAAACAAAUGAUAAGAUAUAAGAUUAUCUCAAAAUAAUAUCUACUCUGAAAAGUAUUUACCUCAGAAUAUUUGUUUUUUUUGCCUGCAAGCUGAUUUUUUAACUCAUUUCCAAAUGUCUUGACUGGUCUAAGCAUAUUUGAAUGGCCAUAGCAGAGUCAUGAUUUAUUUUUUUAGCAUAUAAAUAAUUUUUGUUAUGACCUCAAAGCUGGUUUUAAUCAGAUAUGGAUGGUAGCAACAGUUCCCAGACCUCUGGAAGCACAAUACACUCUCAACACAAGCCCACUACCAUAUUUCCUUAUGCUUCUACUGUACUGUUCAUUUUACGUACUAGAUAUGUUUCAUUUCGUGGCCUUUUGAUGCCUCACUCUUGGCGUGCAUGCUGGUGGUUGUUCAGAAGUUAAGAAUGUUUGGGUUCCAUUUCCAGCAUCACCAGGAUUUGACUAUUAAGCAAGUUACUUAAGCAAGUUAGUUGAACUUCCUUUGUUCAGCUCAACUAGCAAAAGCUUGUUUGGAAAAUAUGCUGAAUAUAUUUAAACAUAGUUUGCCUAAUAUGUAAAUGUAAUCCGAAGAAUUCCCAUGAAGGAAAUAUAUUAACAUUAAAACUGCAUUUAUUAUAAUAUUGCUGCCAUCAGAUAUUUCAUUCAAACUCCUCAAUAUUCAUCCUGAAAUCUUCAUACUUAAUAUUGGAUGUGGAAAUGACCAAAGGUAAAUAACCAGUGGUGCUAUGUUACUGGUACUUUGAAAUAAAAAUAUGCUGUUUGUUAUCAGAUGCUUUAUCUAAUUAUAUAACCAUCAUUGGAGUGGCUAAUGGAGUGACCAUUGAACUUCAAUAAAUUACAUAUGAACAAUAAAAACCGUUGAUGUUUUAUUAUUCACAACCACAGGCG